This is a messenger RNA of Pseudo-nitzschia multistriata, 4526 nucleotides long. The record is from the annotation of a GenBank genome assembly. NCBI's taxonomy places the organism in Eukaryota, Bacillariophyta, Bacillariophyceae, Bacillariales, Bacillariaceae.
AUGAAUCCUCGAACGACUUCGCGGUUUAACCUUUUCACUUCGUCUCGAAUUACGAGUGGAUCCUCACACGGGUCCAACGGCUGGAAUAACAACGGAUCUUCUACAACUUCUCCAAAAACUGCCACGACAUCACCUUCCUCUUCCUGCUCUAAUUCAUUCGCUGCGUUCCCGGCCAAGACACCACCCAAUACAUCCCCUGUUUGAUCUGCCAAUCUCUGCUGCUCUGCUUUGGCACGAGCAGCAGCAGCGGCCGAAGCUGCCUUUCUGGUCCCUCGUUCAAGGGCUUCCUUCGGGAUUUCGGGUGGUGUCAACGUCGACGCUUCGGUGUAGUAAAAUGGCGGAGGGGGAAAUUCUGAUACCAGUAAAGUGGCCUCACCUGCCUCCCCUUCUUCCGCAACGGAGGAUGGAUCGAGUGCAUUGGUUGAGGUCAUUAUUCUGUUUUGAAACGUAUCCGAGCAGUUGCGUGACUCUUUACUUCGAAAGCUGAGUCCGGAAUUCCAUCGUUACAAUGAUAACUUGGAAUUUAUUUGAUCAACCCGCAAGACCUUUUCCAUUUGCGUACGAGUUACUGUAAGUACGGCACGGUACUCGUACCGUAGUAAAGUACAGUAGCUACCGUACAGAAAAAGUGGGAUGGGGUUAACCAUGGGCGAAUUAGAUUAGUCGAGUGAGUCAGGAAUAUGCUCUCCGUGUUGGUCGAGAAGCCAACAAUAUUUUAAUUUAAUUUCGAUACAGUAGUAACACGAAAAACAUACGACCUAUCAAGGUCGAUCUCACUCCCCAGCGAUGAUCCAACAGUUGUUCUAGUGCCUCCCUGCUCCAGCUAUUGCAAGACAUCCAUCUCAAUCAACAUCCCACCGCCAUAAAAGAAAACAGCAAUUUAGCAUGGUUGCAAUGACUCUCGAGCCCACGGAUGAAGAUUACAUCAACUCGAUCGAGGACUCUUUUUUCAAAUCGGUCGCGCAGCAAGUUGUAAACAUCGACACAGCCACCACUAUCACCGAUGGUGAGAAAGCGGCAUCUGCGAACACGCGAUUAGAAGACAUGGAAAUUACAGUCCGAAGAAAGUUAUUGGAAUUGCUAUUGGUGGAGGGAAAUAAUCUGGAAGCCUCUGAUUGCAACGGAAAUGAUCUUAAAAGAACAACUGCUGAUGCAAUUGGUAUCUUUUGGAAAUCGACGCUUGAUCUUUGUCACCAUUUGGUUCACCAUGCGUUGCGUUCCAGAAAUUUAGAAACGAAAACUACUGUUUAUGAACAUUUAGCAUCAUGCCGAAGAUUGCCCUAUAUACUAUUAUCAGACUGCGUGGAUGGUUUGCCCUCUMUAGAGGAUGUACAGCACUUCUGGAGCACCUACGUGGAACCUUCUUUGGUUAACCGUGUCCUUUUUGGAGAUAAAUUUUGGUGUCGGUUGACAAAAGAAAACAAUACUAAUGGUAUAAUCUUGCCAAACAGUCACUUACCCUUUCUCAAAGUCGCUAAUCAAUUCCUAAAACGAUUGGGGCAUACCUCAGACACUGCAAUGCUUGUCGAAUGGAAGGGGCGGAUUUUGUGGGCCUUGGCAAGGGGAUUUUCUGUUGCCGAUAAGUCGUCCCUAAAAUUAUGGGGAAACUUUCACACAUCCAAUYUAACAGAUUUCGAAAACGAGGAAGAAUUCAACCAGAUUCCUAGAGCUGUGGUAUMUAAUUCUGCGAAUGCGGUCGACUACAGUCUCUAUGAGGCCAUGUGGUCAUUGCAAACGGACUUUGCAAAUCCGAAUAAAAUUAACGUGAGGGAAUUCAUAAGAAAACUUAAAUUGGUUCUUGCAGCCAUGGAAUCGGCAUCGACAACGACAUGCACCGAUAGCACAGUUGCUCUCAAACGUGACGAUGACCAGAUAGAAAAUAUCGCCACUACAAAAAACACAACAAAAUAUUUAACCUCUUCUGCCCUACUACCCUCCCAGAUCGAAGACCCAGUUUUUCGGUCGAAUAUUGUGACACAACUCUUGAUUGUUGGCUCGCAUUUGGGUAGCGAAUCACCACCCUUGAAAAAUGCACUUUCCAGUAUCCUGGGACGCGCCCGAAAACUUUUGAAGAACGACAACCCUCAACUUCACGAUAUCUUGUGGGGAUCUAUACUGGCAAAUGGAAGAGAAAAUGAUUGGCGUACAUGGAAAAAACAGAAGUGUUCUGCCAGUGCAUUUGCUCCAAAGUUUCAACGAAAGCACGAGCUCGUCUUAGACAGCGAUUCAACGGAUGGGAGCAAUCGUCAGCGCAAACGAAAGGAACCGUUCGGCAAGAAUGGCCAGAACAUCAAGACGAGUGAGAAAACUGUUUGUUCUACUUCUAACAAAUUCUUGGGCAACAACGAUCUUCAAAAUCUCAAAGAUAACAUUCCAACCUUGGAGGUGCACUUGGAACCUUACGUGGAAGCUCUCGAUCCUGAGUCGGGUAUCGAAGAUGAAUAUCAUCCGAAGAAUGAUUCCUUAUUCACAUGGCGAGCUAUGAGAUUGUAUGCCAAACACAAGCUGCCGUUAAUGAACCAAUGUAGAAAGCCUGCAGAUCUCGAAAAGAUAACUAGAAAAUGGUAUCGGCUGUCUCACGGUAAGGACAUCCCUGGAGGAUCGAACGCUAUUGAAGAAUCAGAUGGCAACAACGAUGAUGGUAAGAAAAAUGAUUCCGUUUCUUCAGAGAUCAGAGAAAAUAUCGAUCACCAAAAAGAGAACAGUAGCGAGGGAAAAAAGACGAGUAUAGAAAAGAUUGACCCGGAAAAGGCAUCAGAAGACGUCAAAGAUAUCAGUGAUGGCCCGAGCGAUUCAAACAUGGCCGAUGUCAGCGAAAGUKUUGAGACUAAMGAGAAUACAAACGGUAAAAACGAAGACGACACAAAUGAUUCAAACAUGGCCCAUGUCAACGAAAACAAUGACACCGAAGAGAAUAACAUCAAUUUGAAAAAAGAUGAGCCGGAUGAUUCAAAAAUGGCCGAUGUUGACGACAGUAAUGGGACUGACACGAAUGGGGAUUCAAAAACGGUCAAUGCUAAUAACGGAGAUGGCAACAAAAUGAAUACAUUCGACAAAAACGAAGACGAUACAAAUGAAACAAAAAUGAUCGAUGCCAAUGAUAGCAAUGACAAUGACAACCGAAAGAAAACGGAUACUCCCGACGCACAUGGCACCAAGAAAAUCGAGGGUUCGAAGCAGCCUUCUACUAAACAUAGCGACCAGAAAAAGGGUUCAGAUGACAGGCAUCGGMAUUACAAGAGUAACAACAAAAAUAUCCAAUCUAAUCAAGUAGAAGAGAAUCGAGUUCCUCGCGAGACGCAUCUACCUCAGAAUCGAGUCGGCGGCGGGAGAAGAGGCGAUCUUGGCGGUAGAAACAAUCAAGAACGCGGCAGAAGGGACGACGGAGGAAGAAACAAUCAAGAAUAUGGAAGACGCAACAAUAGUGUGCAACAAAGAAGGUGGGGUGAAGAUUUGCAGCAAUCAAGAGGGCGACCUGGUGGCGAUGCUUCAUAUAGAGGAAGGUCAGAUGGCCCACCUGCUAGAAGAGAAGGAGGGCGAUACGAUGACGACUAUCGUGGAGAUAACAGAGGGCAAAGAUUUGAUGGAGAAAGAGGUAACAGAUCUGGUGACAGAGACAACUAUCGUGGUGGCGACAGAGGCGGAGGAAGUGGAAGAGGAGAUGACCAUCGUGGUGGAGAAAGAAAUAGGAGAAAUAACGAGAGCAGACCCUACGGAGGCGGAAAUAUCAGGCGCCGAAGAUGAAUAAAGGAAGGAAUCCGAUUUAAAGGUUUGCAAAUCAAAGUUUACGGUUAGAACUAUCUUGCCUCUGCCGGUAUUCGAUAGGUCGCCUAAAGCAUUAUGUUACGUCUUUAUGGUUACUUCUUUAUGACAAAAAGUAGAUUCUAGUAUUGAGCGAACGCAAAAUUACUGGCCUGGUUGUACCACAGAUUUUGCAAGGAUUAAUGAGGUAAGAAUGACGGUCUUACUGUAUCACAUUAUUGUAAUCCCGCAAAGAGCGCUUUGAAGGCCUUCGCAAAGUGAUUUUGAUUGCUGUAUUUUGUAUUUUGAACAAACCAAACGAAGAUUGCUGAAAAUAUUCUUCAGGGACGUGAGGUAUUGAUGAUCCAUGUACUAGACCCGCAACAGGAAUCAAGGUGGUAGGCGCUGCUAAACAGAGGGUAGCUAGGUGUUUGAAUAAUCCUGUCAUCUCAAGAUUGUACUCAGACUUCAGGGGAACUGGGAACUUUUCAAAAAAUUUCUGGUAGCAGAGCAUAUAUUAUGGUAAGAUUCAUGGUGGCAAUGUGGUACUUUAUGGUAGCAAUCUGGUAUGGUAAYRUUUCUGGUAACGGUCAUAUUUAGCAAUAGUCUGAGAUUUUUGUUGACAAUGGUGGUGGUCCCAGGACUAGUUGUUUAAACUUCCAGGAUUGCUUGUUCCUAUAAUUAACUCACAAACAGCAACAGCAACUUGAUUCAGAGCAUCCCUGGCAACAUCAAUAGGAGUAAUAGUAGCAGMAAAAUAGUGAAACUAAAAGCAAAARCAAGCA